This is a messenger RNA of Pantherophis guttatus, 5166 nucleotides long. RefSeq names its product CXADR like cell adhesion molecule (gene CLMP). Gene Ontology annotation, cellular component: cell surface; membrane; cytoplasmic microtubule. Lineage: Eukaryota; Metazoa; Chordata; Lepidosauria; Squamata; Colubridae. The record is from RefSeq and is a predicted model, not a curated record.
UUCUCCUCUUCUUUCCAGACAUGCCAAAUUACUCUGGCAGUUCUAGAUGUGUCUGUCGGCUGCGCUGCCACCGCCUCUGUCUUUCCCCUUCCAGAUGUUGACAGGCUCCAAACUGAAUCGGCGGCUCGAGAGGAACAACGGCUCUUCUCCUCCACUCUGCGUGGAAACUCAAGUGGGGGAUGAACGGCAGGAGGGCAGAGAAAGAGAGAGAGAGAGGGAAGCAAAGUUGGGCAUUUUCCCGGCGCACGGAGGCAAUUACCCAGAGCGCAUUCCAGAGGCGCUGCUUUGAAUUUUGAGCAGGUCGGCUUGUCAGUUUCCUGAGUGGGAAGAAGUGAGGAGGGGAGGAGAAGGAGAAGGAGAAGGAGAAGAAGGAGAAGGAGAAGAAGGAGAAGAAGGAGAAGAAGGAGAAGAAGGAGAAGGAGAAGGAGAAGAAGGAGAAGGAGAAGGAGAAGGAGAAGAAGAAAGGGAAUAAACGGUCUCUCUCACACAUACAGAGGCGGAAUGUCUGUGCUUUUCAUCUUCUUCCUAGCCUCCUGUUGUACUUGGAUGUCACAAGCGCAGACCGAAUUUAAAAGGGUGGCCGAAGCAAACGUAACUUUGCCCUGCCAUCAUCGCCUUCAUCUUCUGGAGCCAGCGAGUCUGGAUAUAGAGUGGCUGCUAAAGAAUUCUGAAGCUGAACCGAAAGUGGUGAUCACUUAUGCAGGAGGCAACAUCUAUCAUGAUAUGAUCAAAGAACAAAAGGGCCGCGUUUCAUUCGCCUCCAAUUUCCUGAAUGGAGAUGCUUCUUUGGAGAUUUCUCUCCUGCAGCCAAGCGACUCUGGGCAAUAUACGUGCAAAGUUAAAAAUGCUGGACAGUAUGAAUGGACACACAUCACUCUGAAGGUUCUAGAAAAACCUUCAAAACCCAAAUGCUGGAAAGAAGGGGUGGCGUCUGAAGGAAAAGAAAUCACUUUACAAUGUAACUCUGUCUCUGGCACAGCCCCUAUCAUGUACACGUGGCAGCGGGUAGAUGCAAAGGGAAAACUCGACUCUUUGCCGCCCUCAACACGUCUCAAUCUGUCCAAUCCCGCCCAAAUUAUUAUGAGGAAUCUCACACGGAUGUUCACAGGAUCUUACCAGUGUACUGCCUCCAAUGAAGCAGGAGAGGACAGCUGCGCCAUACAGGUGACAGUGCAACAUCCCCCAAAUGUCGGCAUCGUUGCCGGAGCAAUCUGUGGCAUGAUGGGAGUAUCCUUGCUGGUUGUCUUGGCUGUGUGGCGAACUAUCAAAAGGAAAGAAAAAAAUAAAUACGAAGAAGAGACUCCAAAUGAAAUCAGGGAAGACGCAGAGGCACCCAAGGCCCGAUUAGUCAAGCCGGGCUCUUCCUCUUUGGGCUCCAGAAGCUCACAUUCUGGUUCUUCCUCGACAAGAUCCACAGAAAACAGUGCCUCUCGCAGCCAGCAAACCCUGUCAACAGAAGCUACUCCACACCUAACACCGACGCAGCACAGCCACCUUGAGAUGAAUGGCAGGAAAAUUGAGCCAAAGAGAAGUAACUACACCAGUUUGAUCAAAACGGAAGCAACCCCUACAAUGAUGCCUGCUCAAAGUCGAGCUUUCCAAACCGUUUGAUUACUGUUCCGUCUAUUUGGGCUCCCACCUAUAUCCAUAAAUUACAUGCACUGCCAGCAUUAUGCAAUUAUUUUAUUUUCCAAUGCAACGUUGGUUUUCUAUAGUCAUGCACAUACACACAAAGAACAAAAACCCUCAGUAUUUUUUUAUCUUUCUGUUUUGAGGUACAAGCACACUUGGGAAAAGAGAACUCGUAAAAAGAAUUAUUUCUAUUUUUUUAAGAUUUUUUUUUUUAAUUUUUGCGAUUAAAGCUUGGAAGGAGAAAAGGGAAUGCUGACACAACAGGAAUAGCAUUUUGCAGUUUUGGACCAAUUUGCUAAAAAAAAAAAAAGACAACUGUGGAAUAGAGAUGUUCCAGCAGAAUUCUUAAGGGAAAAUUAAAUGCAUACAUAUACAAUUGUCUUCUCGAUUGUGACCUAUGUUUUUCACUGCUAAUGUUAAGUCUGAUCAGCUUCAAGAGAAAACUGACAGGACUUUGCAUGUGUCCUUUUCUUGAAUUAACAAUAUUGAUAAUAUUUGGACACAUCACCACCAAUGAAGCAGAAAACAGUAACUUUGGGGAAAAGUGAGAAGCAAUAUUAGACUUUAAUUGGUCUUCUUUACUGGUGGGAAUUUCUGUGAACAUGGAAGUGCAUUAAUUUAAGAAGGUACGUAUGACUGAAUACGGCUAAAGAAUAUAGACAUUAGCCCACUGUGACCAAGCUAAUGUAUUUGUAUGUAUGUAUAUAUUCAUAAAUAAUAAGCAAUUCCACUAAAGGGAAUUAUAUCCUAAUGGAUCAUUAGAAUGUGAGAUCAGCAUCAAAUCCUGAAUUCCAUUUACAAGUUUUUAAAAAUGGUGUUUUUAAAAUACUGUUCUCUAUGCUGGACAUAGUGACAUUCAUUUUUAGGAUGAGUAGUGCCAAAGGGUUUCUGGGGGGGGGGAGCAUUUUUGGUCAGAAUACAAUGUCAUGAUUAGUAAACAUUUUGAGGUAAUAAUCUAGAAAAUGUGAUCAUUUGGAUGGAUACAGCGUAGUCAAACUUGUAAAACUAACUGCAAAAUUUAAAGGAGAUAUAAAGAAUGGAAAUGAGCUGGAAAUGUAGAUUUCAGCACUGGUGUUAAGAACGCUUUCAUCUCUCCAAAGUGGAAAGUCUCAUCUAUGGACAGAACUAGUAUCACCCAGCUUUAACGAUAAGAAAAUGCAAGUUGUUUGACUUCAAGUGCCAACUAGAUUGCAAAGAUGAUGAGUUUUAAACUGAUAUUAUUCCAGGGGGAUUAUUUCCAUCACAUUCUUAAACACAGUCAUCAAGAAGGAAAUAAGAGAACCACUAGACUCAUAUAUUAUAAGAGAAAUGUAUAAAUGGUGACUUAGGAUUCAAAAGUAGGAUGUGUGUUGCUAAUACAGGGCAGUCAGUAUUACAGAUCUUAUAAGGCUGUGACAGAAAGCUAUUUUCACAAGAAAUAAGAAGCAGGUUUCCAGCUAUACAACAGACACACUUAAUUUAGAAGUCUCCAUAACAACAUUUCUGGAGUAUCUUGAAGCACAUUCAACUAUGAUUAAAGUCAGCAUUGCAUGAAUUCCUCAGCUGAGUCUUAUAUAUGUUCAUUCAGAAGAACCAGACAUGCCAGGCUUAGAAUGUUAGGAUUAUUUCAUCCCUCUCAACCAAGCUAGUUUAUCCCUUCAUAGACCUUAACUGAAUAUUUAAAAAAGCAAUUCGGCUUACAACCUAUCAUCAAGUCCCAUAACGCAGAACUCAACAGGAAGAAAGUAAAAUCCAAAGGCAGAUGAACUAUUUCAUUAUUUUAUUUAUACCAAAGCUCAGUAUAAUGCAGGUUAUCAAAUCAUGAUAGUUAUCCCAAGCCUUUUGAAUUAAAAAGCUAUUUAAAUCUUUAUUUUAAAAUUGAUGCUUAGUGAACGAGGUAUAGAAAUCAAAUAGUUAGGACGAUUUGCUACAAAAUAGAGCAGACCUGUCUUAACUCUUGUGGGAAGGGAGGGGGCUAUAGGCACUGUUAUUUCUGAAAAAGUGGCUGGCACCAUGACAAAAUCCCCAUUAGAAAGAAUGGGGAAUCACAAAAUUUAGUAUAUGGAAAAUUUAGUAUAUGUUCCCUGAAAGAUAAAUUGGCAAUACACACUCUAUUAGUUUUCUACUUUAAUAAACAUCCACUGCACAGGAAGUGAAAAAUGUUUUCCUAAAUCACAUGCAAAUAUAUACCAAAUUCAAAAAUGAGUUACUCCCAAUGCCACCUCAACCAUUAGCACAAAAACUAUGCUCAACGGUAGUAAAAUGCAACAAAACUCAAACAACCCAUUCUAUAAAUUCAUACAAACAAAAAUGAUUAAAAAAUUCUGAAAGUUCUGCCUUUUAAACCAACAAAAAUAUAUGCAUGCACCCCAUUCACCAAUUAAGCACCUCUCCACCCCAUCAGUGUUAUUUUUGUUUGUUUUUUUCAACUCCCUGGUUUGUGUUUUCUUCUAAAACCACCUACUCUACCCUUAUUAUAGCUCCUUUAAAUUAUCCACAUUUCAUUUACUUUCCUAACCCACUCCCUUCUUCUUAGGUCAGUCAGUUUUGAAAGCUUACCCUGCAGCAGCCUCUGUUUCCUUUUUCCUGAUAAAUCUGUGGCCAUCUACCUAUCCAAUCUUUUCUUUCCUUAAACUGUACUUUAUCCAUGGGGAUACAGAAAAUGAAACAGUAGCAGCUAGGCCUCCCAAAUACCCAAGUGUUGAUUUUUUUGUUUUACAAGUCUUUAAAAUGUUUACUAUUCCAAAAAGAGCAAUUCAUGGGAGGUGUGAAGAGUGACCUGUCUUAGGGCACAGUUGGACAAUUACCCUGUUUCCCCCCAAAAUAAGACAUCCCCUGAUAAUAAGCCCAAUUGGGCUUUUGAGCGCAUGACAAUAAGGCCAAGCGCUUAUUUCAGGGUUCAAAAAAAUGUAAAACGGGAUCUUAUUUAUGUGGAAACACAGUAGACACUAUAUUGGCAAUCCCUCUAAACUCUAAAACAUGAUCGUCAAGUUAUUAUAUACCCAGAUGUUUUGAACCUCCUGUUUAUAUUCACCAGCCAAACUCUCCAAACCAUCUGAAUUCUACCACUGAAGAAAAUAAAUGACAUUAUAAGCUAAAUCUAAUGUAAGGGAAUUUCUCUGAUAUUAAGAAGGGAAGAAAAAAAACAAUAUGUCACAUCACUAGGAUUUCACUGCAAAAGGGAAUAUUUAAGCACAAUGGCUUCAAAUUCAUGACCUUAAAUAGUAUCUCACAAGGGAAACACUAUACUCUGAACAGCCAAUUGUUAUUUUGUAAAAUAUUCUUUAAAACAUUGUUACCUUGUAUGCCAUUCACUAUGUAGUACUAUGUAUUACUGUUGUACAAAUUCCUACUUUUUGUUUUUAUUUUUUUUUGAACUGGUAAAACUGAGAACACCUUCUUGUCUGCCGCCAUCCAUGAUUUGUGCUCAGCAUAAGCAAAGCAAAAGGGAGUAAAUAUUUAUUUUAAACUGUCCUGAUUCCACCAUUUGAAGACUUCAUUGUUUUUAAAAUAAAGGCUGCCAAACUUGCAGUUCGGCUAAACCCAAAGAUUAAA